Molecule: messenger RNA, 6441 nt
Organism: Leptidea sinapis
Lineage: Eukaryota; Metazoa; Arthropoda; Insecta; Lepidoptera; Pieridae
Gene: PAN3
Product: PAN2-PAN3 deadenylation complex subunit PAN3
Exons: 20
Coding region: 436-2619 (727 amino acids)
Biological process (GO): mRNA processing; protein phosphorylation; nuclear-transcribed mRNA poly(A) tail shortening
Cellular component (GO): P-body; PAN complex
Molecular function (GO): protein kinase activity; poly(A) binding; ATP binding
Source: RefSeq, a predicted model, not a curated record
AGAGUAAAUAUACUCCUUGUUAGUUACAAUCAAUACCGCGGGACUUCUUAUGUGAGACGGACUCUAGUUUCAAGUUUUAUCCACCUGUACAAAUAAGUUUGUACCACUAUAUAUAUUUAUGUAAUAUACCUCUAUCUCUAUAUAUUUGUAGCCUAUGUUUGUAAUCUUUGUAAUUAGUCUUCGUGUCUUUUCCUAGAAGUUAGGUACUGUCGGAUUUGCGCAAUUGAUUUAUUCCGUUCACACAGUUGGCGGUCGCCAUAUUUUGGACAGUAGUAUUUUCUGCUACAAUAUUUUAACGAAGGAAUUGUUUAUUGUGUGGGUGUUUAACAGAUCUCAUAACUAAUAUUGAUGUGUUCGAAAUAAUAGUAUUUUAAAUGUAUUGAUUUGUGGUACCUACCUUUAAAAAAUCGGUUAAUUCCAUUCCACGACGAUAAAAUGGAUCCCCAAAUGUAUAUGCAGCCUCCUCCGCUUAAUACUUUACCACAAGAAUCAAAGCUAGUUGCAUAUCGGAAUCACAAUAACAACACCCCUUCUAGGGCCUUGAGUGAUGCUUUCAGCAGCUUCAGACUUUCACCAGUUCAGGGGACUUCUUCUGUUGCAAGAAAUGUGUUCGUGCCAGAAUAUCCAACAAAUUAUUAUGGACCUGGGACUCUCCUACAGCAAUCAAACCGAUCACCUCCCCCAGUGCUGACAGUUAAUUCUCAGCAGGUUAUUCAGGAAAACGUUGGGGGAACAACAUAUUUCUACCAGACUAAUGAAAGUGUCAACCCAUCUGGUGUUCACUUUUCUUCAAGCACAACUGUUGGUGCCUUGCCGACCUCGGAUAUAGGUGAAUCGGAACGUAUGGGGGCCGCAGCCGGUUACUCUUCUCAAUUCCAGAUCCAACAAGCACUUAAUAUAGGGAGUUUGUCGUCUGAACAAGGUGAAACCGAAUGUUUGGGGGCUUCUACUAGUUUCACACCACAGCUUUUUCAAGUACCUCAAGCACACAAUAUUGGAACAAUGUCCUCUGAACAAGGUGAAAUGGAUCGUUUUGGGAAUAGAGCCGCUUAUGCAUCACAGAAUUUCCAAUUCACAGAAGGUCAAAAGUUCGGAUCUAUGUCAACUGAACAAGGAGGAACAGACCGUCUAGGCGCUACUUCCUCUUUCAUACCACAGCAGUUGUUCCAAGUUCCACAAACACACAAUAUGGCCGGAGGGAUGUCAUCUGAACAAGGGCUAAUCCGUACUGGUCCACCGUAUCCCGCGGGUGUCGAACCAACUGUUUACUACACCUGGAGUGUAUGCAGCACUCCACAAGGUUUGCGACCAAUGUUCUACAUGCCGGAAGCAAUAAGAGCGGAGUUAUUCCAACGGAAUGAAGAAUUAUACAUGCACCCUAACGCCCUCGUAUAUCCAGAUUUACCGGAAAAUAUUGAGAUGUAUUCUGAGCUAAUUCCUCUCGAAACGCUAUCUCCGCAUUUGAUAGCAACAUCGUAUAAAGCAACACACAGGCAGAGUAGCGAGUAUUACGCCAUUAGGCGCUUGCAUUCUUACGCCACAAAGCCAUGCAAACGCUUCGACUUGUGGAAAAAUAUUGAUCAUCCCAAUGUGAUCCGUCUGAAUGAAUACUUCACAACUAAAUCAUUUGGAGAUAACUCUAUGGUGUUGGUCUACGACUACCACCCUGGCUCGGUAACAUUGAUGAACAAAUAUUUGAUUGGCGCAAGUAACGUAAACGAAGCUAGUGGAGCUUACCACGACCCCUUCUCAUCUGAUCCAGAUGCACCACGUCCUUAUUCACAUCAGAAAAAUGCAAUGUUACGUGCGGUGGCGUGCGGAACUUUGCUACCUGAGGCCGUGAUCUGGAGUAUUCUUGUGCAGUUGACAGCCGCUAUAAGAACUGUACACACGGCUGGCUUAGCUUGCAGAACUCUAGACCCAACGAAGGUGGUAAUGACAGGCUAUAGGGUUCGCAUCGCGUGGUGCGGUGUCGCGGACGCUCUACACCCCACUGAUGUCGAUAUUUAUCAGGCCCAGCAGGAUGAUCUAACAGCCUUAGGACACCUGGCGCUCUACCUGGCUUGUCGCACAGUUCACUGUGAGAACCUUGUGACCUCUAUUGAGCUUGUCAAUAGAACCUAUUCGCAAGAUCUGAAACACUUAAUUGUGUACUUACUGUCUCCGCAGCAUCGCUUGGUAACAGACCUGAUGCCAAUGAUUGGAGCAAGAUUUUAUACUCAAAUUGAGGCAUUUGAAAGGCGUGCCGACGUCUUCGAUAACCAAAUGGCAAAGGAAUUGGACAAUGGGCGCCUUCUGAGGAUUUUAUUCAAGUUUGCGUUCAUCAACGAACGUCCCGAGUUUAACAAUGAUCUACAGUGGGCAGAGACUGGCAACAGGUACUUGCUUAAACUGUUCCGCGAUUACAUGUUCCACGCAGUAUCACUCGAUGGUAGACCAUGGAUGGACUAUGCACACAUUGUAUAUUGCCUAAACCAGCUGGAUAGCGGUACCAGCAACAAGGUGGAUAUGUUGUCUCGUGAUGGGAGGAGCAUACUUGUGGUCACAUUUGCGGAGCUGAAGUAUUGCCUAGAGCAAACAUUUGAUGAAUUGAUGAAUGCGGCAGCACCUUUGCUCUAGCGCCAUGUGCCUCCUCUAAGAAGUACACCAUUGAUGCACUUUAUUCCACACGGAAAUCCACCUUACCAAUAUACAAUGGUUAGCUAUAGACCAUACCAAUAAAUGACAUUUUAAUAGUCUACCACGUCCUUGAACUUUGGAGAUGUUGUGUAACUAAAUGUGAAUAUGUGUGGCAAACUGUAUAAUGCUCUCUUGAAUUUCAGUCAAUCUUUAUAACUGAUGCUAAUUAAUUUUUCGAGCAUCGGUUGAUUAAAAUUGGAGAAGGCAAUCGAUUUAUUUACUCAUACUUAUUCUAUGUAGCAUGUAGUGUAGUGAUAGGAUUAUAGAAUUUAUCUUCGAUCUCAAUUUUAAAAGUGGUUGUGAAGUGUUGGCUUCACCGAAAUUGAUAAAAUUAAGCUUGAUAUUUUAUAUUUUAUUUACAUUUGAAUUGUGAGUUGGACAUUUAAUUGUACUGUGUCUAGAAGUAAUAUUUUGCUUAUAAUACCGUUGCUAAUCAAAUUUAGAAACAAUUUCUUCAAAAGAAGUCUUCAGUUAAAUGUCACAGUUACUCUAGUAGGUAAGAUCCUUUUUACUACACCUCCGCGGAAAGUUCGCUUUUUUACCAUGUUCUCCGUAAGGAAAGUGCCCCUCUGAAUUCAUUGUCGCAUGCGUCACUUUUACGAACUUUCCGUUACAGUACAGUGGUUAAAAAUCGUAUACGCAACAACGAGAGGGAAAAAUGCCAUCUCAAACAGCGUGCUCGGCUUCGGCUCGGAUUGCAUUUUGAACUCUGUUUGAGAUGGCCUUUCUAGUUGCGUAUAAUAUAACUAUUAUUAAAGUGAGCGUAAAGUUUGUGCUACCAAACUUUACAUGAAUGAACAAAGCUCAGGAAAAUUAACUAGGGUUUAGGCUAGGGGUAUACCAUUUUCUGGAAAGUAAACAGAUUUGCGGGUAUAAUUUAAGAAUUUGUAAAAGCCUUACGCUUUGAUAAAUUAUGUGAAGACAGCAUGUCACAUUGAAAAUGAUUUUUUUAUUAUAAAUAUUUUAUUAAUCUCAUCAAAGCAUUUGUAAAAAGUCAUAAAAUGUUUACAAAAACUAGUGCGCAAAAGCGUCGAAAAGUAAUUACGUAAGGAUUAAAAAUACGUUAGUAGUGGAUGCUGCGGUGUCGCAGAGACUCGCGAUAUGCAAAUAAAAGUAUCAUGUAAAUUUGCACAUGAAAUUUCACAUUUGUUUAGUUACUAUUGUGUUUUAUUUUCUAUUUUAUAAAAUGAUAAAUAUAUCCAGAAAUGAACCUAAUUUAAAUUAGUCAUAAUAAUUAUUAUAUCUGUACUCUUUUUUGACUGGCGCCAUGGUAGAGUACGUAGUAAAUCUGUAAAUGUUCCUCGAACCGAAAAUGUUUGGGAACCCCUGUCCUUAGAGCAACUGAUAGAAAAUAUCUUGAGUAAGUGAGCAGGUUUUUAACUUUUUAUAUAUAUUUUUGGCUCUAUUAGCCACCUGAACAAGCGCCACAAACAUUCCAAACUAUUAAUUUGAAGAUAUCAUUAUACUAUGUAUGUAACCUUUCUUUGUUAAUCUCAUAUACAUUGGUAUUGUAAGGUAAUGGUGCUCACACCUGCUAUGUAACAUGUUUAUGUGUUAAUAAUCACAAUGUUGUAAAAUGUUUUCAAGUUCGUAAACAUUUCUAAACAAAAAUGUUAGUUAACAAAUUGUAACAAAUUAAACAUUGUUAUCAUAUCUUGAAUCGUGCUCCGCGACUUGCGAUGAUGUCAUGAUGUUAUGUUUCCAAGUGGUAUAAAAUGUUUGUAAACAUUUUCAUUAGUUUAUUAGCACUUAAAACAUUUAACAAUUCUUAAUUUGUCAGCAAUCUUUUGUUUUUGCAAAUGUUUAGAAACAUUUUGUAACAGCAGUGUGUGAGCACCAUUACAUACAAUGAGCAUUUGAACUUAAUCGGCUAUACAAAUAAUCUUUGUAUUAAGUUAUACCCGAGAAUAAUCCAAGAAUAUGCAAAAUGUUAACAAAUAGACAUUUUGCUGAUGAUUGGUUUAUUCGGACGUAUAACGUUUCCCGCGUUUAUUUGUAAGGCUGCCUGACAUUCGGAAAACUUCAGAAUUAUCAUAGUACUGACAGUGUUGUCAGCGGUGUAGUAUUGUCAUUUUGCAUAUUCUUGGUUUAUGCUCAUGUAUAACUUUAUACCAAGGUUAUUUGUAAGGUCGAAUGUGAACACUGUCCCUUACCCAACCACUAUCUUAUGUUAUGGGAUUAUAAAAUAAUUUUAAAUAAAGUAUUUUAGAAAGGACAAUGAACAAUCCUUCAUAUUAAUGCUGAUAAAUUUAAUGCUUUAAGCAGCAUUUUAAACUAGGAAUAAAAUAAUAAUUAAGUCAUAUAAUGUACUCUUAUUGAUUGAGAUUAAUUUAACAUUAAAGAGUUAUGUUAACUCGGCACUUUGCAUUAACAUUAAUUUAGAUGAUAGGAGGAUAUUAUAAUGAUUCAAAUACCAUUUUUCGUAUGAUGACGUCGAUGUCUUAGCUGUAUUUAAGGCUCUGUAGCAAGAAAGUAUAAUUAUGAUAGGUAUAGUGCUUCAUGAAUAACCAAUCAUUCGUGUAUUGCACAUAUACAGAUUAAUAUGCUUUUUUGCUGCACACUUAGAUUAAUAUGUCUAGAUAGACUGUAAGAGUUGUGAACACGUCGAAAUAAAUAGCGGUGAAGUAUUAACCUCUAUAUUCGGAAACUUAUGCACUCAAAAAAAGUGACAUACGUAUCGCGAGUGUAAGACGUUGCUUGUCAUGCACGCCAGAGUAAUAAACCUGGCCUGUUGUCAUCCGUUGCCUAACAGCAAGAGGCUCUGUCUAGACGUAUUAAUUAUCUAACAUUGCAUGUAUCGGAAAUAAGUACCUAAAAAUAAGUUCAUAAUUUUUCUUAAUAAGUAGAACUUAAGUAAGGAUAUAAUAUAAUCAUAUUACUUACUAUUAUUGAUGUAUCUCCAUGUAUUAUGUCUAGAUUUUCUCUUUCACAGCUAGGCUUGUACGGAUUUGCAAAAUGUUAACCGGGGCCGUUUGAGAGUUAUAUAAUAAUCAUUGGUAACUUAGCAUUGAUGUUAGAUACUUGUCUACAUUAUAUCUCAUAGUAUGUGUAGGUAUAUAUAUGUAAUGUGUUAUUACACAUAAACACUUACUUACUACUUUUGUCUACUUACAAACCUGUUUACACCAUUUAAUUAUUUCUGUUAUUGUGUUUUAUCUGAUCCAGGCCACAACUAGAUCUAUGAUAUUAUUUAUUUUUUAAAUUUUAUAUUAAUUUAACUAUUUAUGCAUCUUGUAAUAGGCUUAAAGCUAAACUUUUCUUAUUCGAGUCAUCACUUUGCCGUGAUGUGAUCUGCCAAUUUGUACUCAUUAAUUUAAGUAUAAGCUUUUCCGUCCUGUCGCAUUCAAAUUCAGACUUCCAAAAAGAUGUAUUAAAGAUAUUGGUUAAACAUUGCUGUGUGUUAAGUAACUGAAUAUCUGCAAAUGUUAUGCAACACAAGAUGAGGUCGUUGGAAAUUAAUUACUUUCUACAUAAUGUUUUCCGUUUUUACAUUUAUAUUUCUUAUGCAACGUAUUAAACCACAACAUAUGGUACUAAAAGUAAUACAACGUAAUUAACUGUGCUUUUAACGAAUCAAUUCUGUUCCGCCUAAUUAUUUUCGCGAACAAUCUGAUUAUAGUUAGAAAAGUAAGAAAUAUAUACAUGCUCGCUUUGCCAAAUAAUAUUGGAAUUCCAAUUAAUUAUACGGUGUUUGCGGAAAUUAUUGUAUUCUAAGGUAAUAAGUGUUUAUUUUCUCUCGAAAUAAUAAAUACACUUUUUAAA